Molecule: messenger RNA, 3222 nt
Organism: Coturnix japonica (Japanese quail)
Lineage: Eukaryota; Metazoa; Chordata; Aves; Galliformes; Phasianidae
Gene: SNAP23
Product: synaptosome associated protein 23
Biological process (GO): exocytosis; synaptic vesicle fusion to presynaptic active zone membrane; synaptic vesicle priming
Cellular component (GO): SNARE complex; plasma membrane
Molecular function (GO): SNAP receptor activity; syntaxin binding
Source: RefSeq, a predicted model, not a curated record
CCUUCCCCUUUUUCACUCCGUUAAAGUGUGGAGGGCGCUCAGCAGAUGGGUGCUGCUUUACUUCUCCUUUGUGACCAAACCCGGUGCUGCGCUGCAUACAGCAGUGCAUCGGGAGGCGUUUUUCAAGUGUGAAGAUUCUCUUUAACCUGAGUACUUACAAGUGAGAGAUCCUCAUCAUGGCUGAACUAUCACCUGAGGAAAUUCAGCUGAGGGCCAACCAGGUCACUGAUGAGUCUUUGGAGAGCACAAGGAGAAUUCUUGGCUUGGCCAUUGAGUCCCAUGAUGUUGGCAUCAAGACUAUCACCAUGCUGGAUGAACAAGGCGAACAACUAAAUCGCAUAGAAGAAGGCAUGGACCAGAUAAAUAAGGACAUGAGAGAAGCUGAGAAGACAUUGACAGAGCUCAACAAAUGUUGUGGACUCUGUGUCUGUCCUUGCAACAGGACAAAGAACUUUGAGUCUUCCAAAGCAUACAGAGCAACCUGGGGAGAUGGAACAGAGAACACAGCAGAUCAUGUGAUAUCCAUGCAACCAAGAAGCAUAAAUCAUCAGCAGCAACAAAAUUCUAGAGGACCAAGUGGUGGAUACAUUACAAGGAUAACAAAUGAUGCCAGAGAAGAUGAAAUGGAUGAGAAUCUUACUCAAGUAGGAAACAUUCUUGGGAAUUUAAAAAAUAUGGCUUUGGAUAUGGGCAAUGAGAUUGAUGCACAGAAUAAGCAAAUAGACCGGAUAAAUGUAAAGGCAGAUACAAAUAGAGAUCGCAUCGAGCAAGCCAACAUCAGAGCGAAGAAACUCAUUGACAAUUAGAACCUGUUGUAGUUGUUCAGUGACAUUCUCUCCAUCUUCAAGCCACCAUAUUUAUGGAUCUGUGAAACUUCUCUACUCUGAAAUAAGAGGGGGCUGGGAAUAAUGGGAAAAAAAUACCUUUUCUAUAGGUUUUGUUUUUUUUUUUAAUUACUUCAUGUGAUCAUGAUUUCUGACUCCAAGAAAGUUGUCAACAUAAUUUCUUUCUACUCAUUUGCCUUCACUUUCUUAAACUGCUCAGGGCUGAAAGUGUCAUGGCUUUGAGAUCCUUCCUGCAUGUUUUACUCUCCUUCCCAGUCUCUUUUCUUGCAUCCAAAAUACAAUUCAUUACUGAAGUUGAAUAAGCAGGGUAACGUGAAUUCACAGUUGUGGAAAGCUGGAGAGGGCACUUUUCACUGUUUGAAAUACCUCAUAAGUUGAGUGUCUUCACUAAAAUAGGGACUUGGUGAGUAUUGUUUGACUUGUGUCUCUAAGCAGGCUAACCAUGGUUUUGCAGUUCAAACCACAACUGGUUUGGGGUUGGGCUUAUGGGCUGCAAAAUUCAAGUGGCCCACUAAUAACUACUGGGUUGAGGGCUUUAAAAACACUUAUUAAACACACAGACUUUAAUGUAAAGUUAACUGGUGGUAUACAGAUUUCCAUUUCUUUACUGUAAAUUGACAUUUGGAGGCCAUGACUAGUAAAUAAUGUUGCAUUUUUCUAGUAAUGUUUGUGGUAUGUGUUGAUGUAGCUGAUCUAAGACCUAUGUGCAUGUGAAUAGAUCAUAAUAUAUAAAAAAAAAUAAUCCCUGAAGCAUUUAUUUGACAGAAAACUGUGUCCACCUUCUGAAAGUAUUUUUUUAAUUUAAUGUUUUUUACAUUUAAUGCAUGUAUGUUAACUGGGAGGAUCUGAACAGAAAUAGAGUAGAAAAGCAUGCAGCUUUCUAGUAUCCUGUACUGUAUUUAUUCUGGUUUGGCUAGUUCUCACUGAAGUUCAGUUUGGGCCUUUCUCCACUGAAACAGGAUGACUGAGAUUGAAUGUGGUUUGUCCUCAUCAGUGACUAUAGGGGAGUUUGUUAAAAACACCAAAAGCAAAGAUCAGCUCGUUAUGAAACUUCUUUGUCAUGGGCCUGGAAGAAGCAGUAUACAUAUAUAGGAUCUUUUUUCUAGUUCUGAAUAAGCUAGUACUGAAUAGAUUCCUAACUAGUUUAUUAUUUCAGGCUUUGGGACUGGCAGCUGGAAAUACUCAAAGUCUCGGUUGCUUUAAACUAAAAAUUUCCUCUUCUGCCAUAGAAUAGAAGACCAUCUGAGUGGAGGUACAGCUGUCCUCUUUAGAAGAGGAAAAACAUCUUGGUUUGACUGUGAUAUAACCAGACUUACUCCCAGGGCUUUUGACAGUCCAUGAGUAUCUUGUAACCAUUAAUAGUAAAUCCUAGGGCUAAAGAGAUUAUUGUAAUCUGCUGAAAUGGAAGAUGAACAAUGUAAUGUGUUUGGUUUCCAGUAGAAAUACAACUGGUGUACAGUUUAUUAACUAGUAUAUUCUCAAUUUGUUCCCAGUACAACCCGAUAAACAAAAAUCAAAGAAAACAACUAACCAAAGGAUGGAGAUGCUGCAUGUGGUGAACUGGCAGUGAUAGAUGGUCUUGUGUAAGACACCAUCACUUUUAGAGGGUCUUGUUACUUAAGUGCUAGGUAUUGGCUUCUGGCAGUUCUUGGAAAGAUAAUGAAUUAGAAAAGUGUAUCUGCUUCUGUUGGUAAUGCUUAAAAACACAAGUAGCAAAAAAAAGAACAUAUAGUAAAUUUCUAAUAACCUUUUGUGAGGGAAAGAAUCAGGGAUUAAAAUUUGUGACAUUUUGGGGUGUUUUUUCCUUCCUGCAAACUUCAGGUUAAUUGAAGGAAUAUUUGCUGCUGAUCAUGAAAGAAAAGCAUGCAUUAUUUGUGAUCGUCUCCUGGAACAGGAAGCUAAAGCAGUUACCUUGUUGUUCUUAGAACAGUGCACGGCUGCUCUUGAAAGGUUUUUUUCCUUGCUUUUACAAGUCUAUGUUCUUCAUCUUUACUUCCCUGAGCUCUGACCGCAAAUUGGAUAAGAGAGUGUUGUGAUUGGUACACAGAAUCUUAAAUAAAUACUGCAAUGAAUAUCACACAAGAAAAUAAUUUCAGACACUCUAAGCUUGAGUAUUAUGUAAGUACCAAUAUUUUCUGAUGCAGCAAGAGCCAAAUCUGUCAGGGAGCUGAUGCCUUAAUGUAAAUGAACAAUACAUAGUCUUCUUGAAUUAUCUUACUGUUUGUAGAAUAGAUGCUUACUUCCCGUGUUUGUGGAAUGUAAUCAAAACUUGUACAUCUUGAUAUUUCUGAAUACUAUUAAGAAUGAAGGUUUACAGUUUCUGCUUUUGAUUGUUAAACUGCAUAUUGUGCACAAAAUAUAUACUUUUUUAACUGAA